AUGGCUAACUUCACGGCUCCUGCCAGCAUGUCAGAAAGCGGAGAAUCUGGUGCUGGGAAGACUGUGACCACCAAGUGUGUCAUCCCGUACUUUGCAACAAUUGCAGUUGCUGGGGAGGAGAAGAAGAAUGACCAGCAGCCCAGCAAAAUGCAGGCCCGCAUGGAGGAGCUGGAGGAGGAGACAGAGGCUGAACGUGCCUCUCGAGCGAAAGCAGAGAAGCAGCGGGCUGAUCUCUCCAGGGAACUCGAGGAGAUCAGUGAGCGUCUGGAAGAAGCUGGUAGAGCCACAGCGGUUCAGAUUGAGAUGAACAAGAAGUGUGAGGCAGAAUUCCAGAAAAUGCGCCGAGACCUUGAGGAGGCCACUCUGCAGCACGAAGCUACAGCCACCGCCCUCCGGAAGAAGCACGCGGACAGCACGGCAGAGCUUGGGGAGCAAAUCGACAACCUGCAACGAGUCAAGCAGAAGCUGGAGAAGGAGAAGAGUGAACUGAAGAUGGAGACUGACGACCUGGCUAGUAACGUGGAGACUGUCUCCAAAGCCAAGGUUUGGGGAUUUGGGGAUCAGGGCCAGGCAGGGUUUGAGGAAGGGGAUGGACCGGGUUUGAGGUUUCUAUGGCCACUCCAUCAUGGCUAUGCUAAGGUGGUGGUGGCAGGCCUCACAGAGGCCUCUGCUUGGGUGGGUAGGGGCUGA
Chelonia mydas (Green sea turtle) is the source of this 690-nucleotide messenger RNA. RefSeq names its product myosin-2-like. The record is from RefSeq and is a predicted model, not a curated record. Bases 1 to 690 code for a protein of 229 amino acids. The transcript is spliced from 3 exons. Gene Ontology annotation, cellular component: myosin complex. Lineage: Eukaryota; Metazoa; Chordata; Testudines; Cheloniidae.